Molecule: messenger RNA, 1546 nt
Organism: Gallus gallus (chicken)
Lineage: Eukaryota; Metazoa; Chordata; Aves; Galliformes; Phasianidae
Product: natural killer cell receptor 2B4-like
Exons: 4
Coding region: 89-931 (280 amino acids)
Biological process (GO): natural killer cell activation involved in immune response
Cellular component (GO): external side of plasma membrane
Molecular function (GO): MHC class I protein binding
Source: RefSeq, a predicted model, not a curated record
GGGGUGCAAGGGAGGAAGUUGCUGAUGGCUGGACGCCGUCUCCCAGCUCUGUCUCCAGCUGCAGGCAGCUCGCUCACACGGUGCAGUGAUGCAGCAGCACGGGGGUGCAUUGCAUGCACUGGAGAUGCUGCUGUGCCUCGUGCUGGGAGCAGCAGGUAGCGGGCAAGGGACUGGAGAGUGCAGGAACAGGGCUGUGCUCACGGGUUCGGAUCUGCAUCUGCUGCUGGAGGAAGCACUGCCACCGUAUUGGGCAGCUGUUUCCUGGAAAGUGACACUGGAGGCUCAAGCCCGGCAGCGCAUCCUGACGGUUCGGAAGGAUAGAGUCGACCCUGCAAACAGUACUCUGAUUUCUCAGAGAGCCACUUUCCACUGGGAGCCCCUCUCCCUGCAGAUCAGAGCUGUCACCCAGGCAGACAGCGGCAUCUAUUAUGCAGAGAUUGUAAAGUCGACUGGCUCUGUUUUGAACAAGUGCUUCCAUGUGUCAGUGUGGGAGCCCGUGGGCAGCCCACGCCUGGAGACACUUGUGCUACAGGAGGAGCAGGGACGGUGCCACCUCCAGCUGUCCUGCACUGUGCCCGGGGCCACUGCUGUGUCCUACAGCUGGUCCCGAGACAGUGAUCCACUGGGCAACCAGAGUGUGCUGGUGGUGUCCGAGUAUGUCCAGCCUGUGCUCUACGUCUGCAAUGUGAGCAACCCGGCCAGCUGGAGCACGGCCAGCAUUGACAUGGCCACAGCCUGCGCCCAGAAAGGGCUGUUUGGUGCCAUCCCGUUCUGCGCAGUGACCGUGUUGCUGCUGUUGGCCGUCUGCAUUGCUAGCUGCAUCGCCUACUGGUUUGGGAAUUGGUGGAUGGAUGGCAAUGAAUGUUCAUCACCUCUUGGAGCAGGGAUUUGUCUGCGCAGAGCUGGGGAUGGGUCAGCACCAGGAUGCUGAUGGUCGUGGUGGCAUUUUGGCCAAACUUUGGACAUUUUGGCCAGUACCGCAGUAUUUUAUCCCCAUCCUCAGCAUGUUGGCUAAACCCAAAGCAACUGCUCUCCCCAGUCCCAAACUCUACUCUUCCUGCCUUUGGGGAAGCUGCUGCUGCACCUUUUGCUGGUGAAGACAUAGAAGCACCGAACAAUGAAGCAAGGGGACCCUGGGGACUCCUUGCUGAGCUCUUCAUCCCUGCACCUCUGCCAGGUUAUGAAAUUCUCUUUCCAUCAGCCAAGCAGUCCAGAAGUAACUGGCAGGGGGUAGGAGAAUGAGCACAUGAGCUGCGUCUCCUCAGGAACUGUAGACUGGUAGAAGAGUUGAGUUGGAAGGGAACAAUAAAGGUCAUCUACUCCAACUCUCCUCUUGAUGCCUCACACACUUUAUGGCCAUAUUUAGAGACACAUGCUUGUUUUCUGGGGCUGAUAGGAAGGGAAUGGGUUUUUCCACGGACAAAGAGAAGCUCAGCCCUUGUUCUCCAUUCCAAUUCCUCCAGAGCACACCAAAGCCCGACAAGUGCAGCACACUGUCAUAGAUAUGUGGCCUUCUCUUAAAAAUAAACCUCAUCUUUUCUCACAA